This is a messenger RNA of Syzygium oleosum, 2079 nucleotides long. Its product is annotated as protein root UVB sensitive 5. The transcript is spliced from 15 exons. NCBI's taxonomy places the organism in Eukaryota, Viridiplantae, Streptophyta, Magnoliopsida, Myrtales, Myrtaceae. The coding region runs from base 22 to 1503 and encodes 493 amino acids. The record is from RefSeq and is a predicted model, not a curated record.
UCUCCGGAGGACAGGAGUCGCAUGUCGCAAGCGGUGCACCUCUCGUUCCCGCACCGCGCCUUCCUCUCCUGCCCACCCCGUCGCCGGAGAAGAAGUAGCCGAGAUGGACCCCGCUCCCCUCGCGGAGGCUCUCCGCGCGCCGCGCGGCACGACGACGCCUCCAUUCCCAGGUGCGAGGGUGCGUCUCCCGUGGUUUUGGUGGAGCGAUACGGCGACGGCACUGCCAAGAGGUAUACAUUACAUGACAACUCACUGUCGAAAAUUUCUCUUGAAAAACAUAUACCAGAAGAAAAUAAGGACACACAUUUUGCUGACCCAAAAUUAGCGUUGCUCCCUGAUUCUGUAAAAGAUUUUAUAUUGCCCUCAGGCUUUCCAGAAUCAGUUUCAGAUGAUUAUUUGCAGUAUAUGUUGUUACAGUUUCCCACAAACGUCACUGGAUGGAUUUGUCAUGCGCUGGUCACCUCCAGUCUCCUAAAGGCUGUUGGUAUUGGCUCUUUCUCAGGCAGUACCGCUGCUGCUUCUGCUGCUGCCAUUAGAUGGGUGUCAAAGGAUGGCAUUGGAGCUGUUGGCCGUUUACUUAUUGGUGGCCGGUUUGGGAACGUCUUUGAUGAUGAUCCGAAACAGUGGCGCAUGUAUGCAGACUUUAUUGGCAGUGCUGGAAGCAUCUUUGAUCUGACAACUCAAUUGUAUCCUGCCUAUUUCUUACCGCUCGCAUCUCUUGGGAAUCUUGCCAAGGCUGUUGCGAGUGGGUUAAAAGAUCCUUCCUUCCGUGUAAUUCAGAACCAUUUUGCAACCUCUGGAAAUCUGGGUGAAGUAGCAGCCAAGGAGGAAGUUUGGGAAGUAGCUGCUCAAUUGCUUGGUCUAGCAAUAGGGAUACUUAUUUUGGAUACACCUGGUCUUGUUAAAUCUUAUCCGUCUUUGGCAUUGACUUGGAUGAGCGUGAGACUUGUUCACCUUUGGUUACGAUAUCAGUCUCUCUCGGUGUUGAAGUUCGAUACGAUAAAUCUCAAGCGUGCUCGAAUACUUGUAAAAUCACAUGUGUUAAGCUCAAAAGUUCCUGGAUGUGAUGAAUGCAAUGAGACUGAAAAUAUUCUCGUUUGGCAAAGAUUUUUGAAGCCUUACAUACGUUUUGGUGUGCCAUUUGAAGAGAUGAUGAGUGGCAAGAAGGCUAGUUCUCAGGUGAGCGAACUUUUGAAACUAUAUGGAAAGGAGGAAUACAUUCUUAGUGUAAAUCCAAGCUAUGAAGACUUUGAGAUCUUCAUUGUAUUUAAGGUCGGAGCUACAAGUUCAUCGGUGUUGCGGGGUCUCUGGCAAGCUAAUUGGCUGCAUGAGAAUUGGGACAAUGCGUCCGAUAUAUACUAUCAGCUGGCUUUGAGCCUUUCCGAGAUGGAAAAGAGGUUCGACGAUUUUCUGCAGCAGUUGGAUGAAGCUGGUUGGGAUAGACGCAAUAUAACUCUGAAGGUUCCGAAAGAAAUCUUGAUUGAUCAGAUUUCUGCAAUAUGAUGGAUCUCACAUAACUGUAAACGCUGGUCCAGCAGAACAAGCCCUUGAACAAGUCAUAACCUCGGAGUCAUCGGGUUGGCGAUCUAUAUGGUCACAACCAGAAAUUUUGCGGCUCUUGCCUAAUCCAAGCUGCUGCAAGUAGUUUCUGAUUCUGACCUUCUAUUACAUGGGAGGAGGAAAGUAUUCAGUCGUCUCUAUAUAGAGAGUGGAAUUUUGUUAGGAUGUUCGUGUCUGUGUCCAACGCUACCUACUUUGACAAGGCAACUAAACAAGGAAAAGAAAUACGACCGACUCAGGGAAUGUUCGUCUCCAAGAGGGUCGGAGUCUCUACGUGGACGAGAUUAUAACCGCAUCACGGUAAAUUUUAGCAAUCACUUGCUCGGUGGAGUUUGUGAAAUCAUCAAUAGUUGAACUUUGAUCAUUCCUUCUAUACAGUUCUCUCUAUGAAAGCCGAUGUGGUGUGGUGUUUUUCAUUUCGGUGAACAAGGGCCGAUGCGACGGUCAUCCACCAUUCCCCUUGUAAUGAUUGAUAAGGGUGUAAUGUAAUUUUAGCACGACUAUCAUGUGUUGAUGCUA